AUGCCAGAAGAUAUUCAAAAAGCCAUACAGAAGACAGAAGGAAGCGGCAUGUUUGUUUACAAUCGUCUUUACGAAUACACUUUAACUCCGUAUCCUGCGUGGUUGUUUUCUUCCUCACUUUUUGUGUCGCCAUUAGUCGCCAAAUCACAGAUCGUGGCUAAACCAGGAGUUCUUUCACCUUCACGACUUUUCCCAAGUAGGACAAACCCCGAGUCUUUGGCGAAAUUAGUACGAGUUGGCCCAAGCAAUAUAUCUGUUGUAUUGUUUGGUGCAGCAUCGGCAUUGGGUGGAUACAUGAUUUAUGAUGAUGAUUGUAUUAACGGCGCAGGAUUUACGAUGACUUGGUCUACAUUAUAUUUGUUGUCAAAUGGCAGAAAUACUAUUAAUGCUAUCAAAUAUGGUAGAGUAUGGCCAGUGCUAUUGACUGUAGGGGCAGUGUCCAAUGCAGUCUUGUAUGGCAAAAGAUUUAUAUGGAGAAAUUGA
This is a messenger RNA of Saccharomycopsis crataegensis, 483 nucleotides long. RefSeq names its product Aim19p (gene AIM19). Gene Ontology annotation, cellular component: mitochondrion. The coding region runs from base 1 to 483 and encodes 160 amino acids. Lineage: Eukaryota; Fungi; Ascomycota; Saccharomycetes; Ascoideales; Saccharomycopsidaceae. The transcript has a single exon. The record is from RefSeq and is a predicted model, not a curated record.